This is a messenger RNA of Topomyia yanbarensis, 4121 nucleotides long. It is a transcript of the gene Lmpt, whose product is annotated as four and a half LIM domains protein 2. Gene Ontology annotation, molecular function: transcription coregulator activity; zinc ion binding. The coding region runs from base 214 to 2628 and encodes 804 amino acids. Gene Ontology annotation, cellular component: nucleus; Z disc. NCBI's taxonomy places the organism in Eukaryota, Metazoa, Arthropoda, Insecta, Diptera, Culicidae. The transcript is spliced from 7 exons. The record is from RefSeq and is a predicted model, not a curated record.
ACUUGAUUCGAAGCUCAAUUUGGAAUUCUGCUUGGAAACGCAGAGGACAACCAACAUGGAAAGCUUUCGCUAGUUACGACGGUGAUCGUGGAAAUUGCGCAGCAAACAAAAUUCGCUACGUAAAAAUCACCGAUUGUGCAAUCACACAGACUGGUGUUACAUAAUUGGAAAAUUUGAGAUACUUUCGAAGAAGUUCCAUCCAAACGCACUAAAAUGGGUGUCUUUUUGUCGGUUCUAGUGGCCAGCGUGGGUGUUAUGGAUCUGGUCAACUGUUUAGCUUACGUUUCAAACCAGCUCUCGUCCAGACCGGCUGUCAUAGAUGAAGAUCUCGAACGAUAUCGAAGGUUACUCAAAGAAAAGCUGGAAGAUGUUCCGAAGGGUGCGAUUGAUGGGUUGACGGUCGCCCAGGAUGGUGUCACCUACAAAGAUGGUUAUCGCGUGGAAACGUUUGACGAGGCGAGGUUAGAUCAAUUGAAUGUGAAGAUCCGGGAGCUGGAGCGAAAGAGUCACGAAAAGGAUCAGAGAUUAGAUCAACUAAACGUACAAUUGCAGGAGCUGGAAAGAAAAUCAGCUGAACGAGAAGUAGUGAUCGAGGAGCUUAGGUCCAGAUCGGUCAGUCGAGCAGUUAGUCCAAUUCCAACCAGUUCAAGAGGUUCCGCAGUCUUUCGAGAAAUCCCGCAGAUCUUACUUGGUGAUGAUGAUUCCCGACAAGGGUCAAACAAGUUUCGACCAAUCUCCCGAGAAGAUGAGCUCAGGCGAACCAUCAAGAGACGAUCGUUGUCAUCGAAUGCGUCCGAAGAUCGUUCCGAAGAGUUGGAAGCACUAACCCGAUUAGAAGACGAUGAAGCCACGCAGAUGGAAGAUUAUGUACCGCUGGUGUAUAGCAGGGACGACCUUAAGGAUCCAAGUUCUUCAAAGCACAAAAUCAGUCCUAUCCAAGAGAUUUGUGCGGUGCACGAAAAUGAAGAUCGACAACAGCGAUCGCCGGAACUUAAAUUGGGUGCAGGUUAUGACGAUGUCAAACUAGUAGAAGCGAACGAGAAGCAACACAAUCAAUCACCUUCGUUUGUAGAAGAAGUUCGUACUAGUGACGAUAGUUCGUCGGAUGAUUUUCUAGCCGUCACCAGGGAAUUAAAGCAGUGGUCAAACUCCAGGAACAAUUUACCGGAACUACCGAAAUUAACAACAGAAACGUUUUUAACGAGCAGUGAGUCCGUUCCAUCGAACCUCAGCUCCCAUUCCAACAGUCCAGACCCUGAUCAUCCAUCACUGAAACGAACUAGGAAGAAAAGUGACUUAACUGCUCUUUUACUCGAAGAAGAACGUAAAACCGAACCGUUCAGCGGUGUGAUCAUCCAAACCGAAGAAUACGACUCGGAAGGACCCGAACGUACGGAGUUUCUACAAUCCAAGUCACCGUCGCCCUAUGUUGGUGCCUUCCUGGACAACGAACGGAUAGAAUCUACUGGCCAGUUAAUCCCUCUUGUCAUUGAUGCACCAAAACCUCCUCCGUCGGAUCAAGAGGAAACGUCGAUAUCCCGGGAAUACCAACAGUUAUCGACAGCCUCUCCUCAAACGAACCGUUCCAGAGAUUCCACCAUAUCUCCAGCACCGAACGGUUCAUUCGGAUCGCCUGCUUCGACGGUCUCAUCAAUUGUAGACGAUUCCGUCGAUGGUACACCCUCGGAACCCAUUGACGAUCGGUCAUCGCCUCUUCCCGUUCAUCCUGAUCCAAAUCUAAUUUUCAGUGGUGAGUACACCAAGGCCAUGUCGAAGGAUUGGCAUUCGGGUCACUUCUGCUGCUGGCAGUGCGACGAGAGUCUGACUGGACAGCGCUACGUACUACGCGAUGAGCACCCGUACUGUAUCAAGUGCUACGAGAACGUAUUUGCCAACAUCUGCGAGGAGUGCAACAAGACCAUCGGCAUUGAUUCGAAGGACCUUUCCUACAAAGACAAACACUGGCACGAGGCGUGCUUCCUGUGCAACAAGUGCCGCAUUUCGUUAGUUGACAAACAGUUCGGCUCAAAGGCCGACAAGAUCUACUGUGGAAACUGCUACGAUGCCCAGUUCGCGUCCAGAUGUGACGGUUGCGGAGAGAUUUUCCGCGCGGGAACCAAGAAGAUGGAGUACAAGACCAGACAGUGGCACGAGAAGUGUUUCUGUUGCUGCGUCUGCAAGACCGCCAUCGGCACCAAAUCGUUCAUCCCCCGGGAGCAGGAGAUCUACUGCGCCGGCUGCUACGAGGAGAAGUAUGCUACCCGCUGUAUCAAGUGCAAGAAGAUUAUCACCAGCGGUGGUGUUACCUACAAAAACGAACCGUGGCACCGUGAGUGCUUCACCUGUACCCAUUGUCAGGUGUCAUUGGCCGGGCAGCGCUUCACCAGCCGCGACGAGAAGCCGUACUGUGCCGAGUGCUUCGGGGAACUGUUCGCCAAGAGAUGCACCUCCUGUAUCAAACCAAUCACUGGAAUCGGUGGUACUCGUUUCAUCUCGUUCGAGGAUCGCCACUGGCACAACGACUGCUUUAUCUGCGCCAUCUGUAAAACGUCACUGGUCGGACGUGGUUUCAUUACCGACGAGCAGGACGUUAUCUGUCCGGAGUGCGCCAAGCAGAAACUGAUGUAAGGAACCAGCAGCAGCGUGCACAAUAACAAACACCCCCCAAAAAAAAUCUAGCACUACAACGUAAACCUCUUACCCAACUCUCUGCAAACCAAAAUCAAAAUCGAAGAAACAAACAAACAACAACGAGCAACAGCAAUUAUAUUCUAAAAACCCUACUACAACCUGUUAGGAAUUGAUCGAUGGAUUGCAAUGAAAUGUUACACAAUGAGAGAAAGAGAUUUAGCGAAAGAGUGCAAGAAUGGAAUGAAAAGAAAUACUGUAAACUGCAAGAAUAAUUUUAAAAAAGCCUUACACACAUUGUCAACGUGACGAAACAAAUGGCCAUCUUGCUAAAAGGAAUUUCAAAAGAAAAAGUGGUGUCGUUUUCAUUUCAACGAGAAGUUUGUUUCUUAAUUUACUUUUAGGAACUUUAUUGUAUUUAAACAUUGUUUUCUAUUUGUCGCAUGCAUAUUUUCCUUCGAUAAGGACGCUAUGGUAUACUGUUUUGCCUGUGUAAAAUUUAAGCUAUCGCCAUGAUGAAUGUUUUAAAAAAAAUGUGAAAGUAUUUUGCUUCGAGCUAUUUUGUUAGGAAACAUAUAUAUUUAUAACUGGAACAGAACAGUUGCUUACGCUGUGAAUAUAUUUUACGGUUAUCGACAAACGGCUUUUCUAUCCUUACUGUGACACAUACACACAAAAGAGAUUAGCGGGAACGGCCUAUAUUCACAAAAGUUGCCUUCUACUAAAAUACCAACACACAUAAGCAUACUAAAAACCAAACACAAGAAGAGAAUAUGUAUAUCGAAAAUAAAAGUGACAAAUUUUAAAUAAUUGUCGUCCUAGUUUUUACAGCGCUUUUAAACACACUCAAACAUAGAGUAUUUAUGUAGAAUGGUGAGAAACAAUGCUUUAAUAAUAAAUACAAAGGAAAAAAAACGAAAUACAUCUAAUAACACUAAAACGCUUUCCUCUCCUCCCUUUUUAUGUUCCGUGUUGUUAAUCGUGAACAAAUGAAAAAAAAAAACAAUUAUUACUUACUCUUAAAUAGACGGUCAACGAAACAAAAAAUAAAGAAAAUGAAAACUAGACACCUAUCAAAACUAUUUAACAUUACAGUUACUGAAUAUAAUCAUGUAUGCUAUUAGAAAAAUAGAGAUGACAAAGAAAACUUUAAACUAGAAACGUUAAGGUCAAUUUGUAGCCGGACCAGUUUUCUUUCUUUCUUCUUUUUUUUUUGGUUCCAUUUAUUAUAUAUAGGCAAUGUAUCGUCUAACGAGUAUUUUACUGUAUAAAAUAUUAUUUAUUCAUUAACACACAGUUCGAUUACCAUUUUAUUAUACAUCAGGAAUACGAGAAAAUUAUUACGAUUAUUACAAUGUGAGGAGUGCGAAGUACGUAUAUACAAUAUAUCAAGCAAAACAGGAACGCUAAUCAUUUAUUCACCAUUUCUUUGUUAUACUUAAUAAAUUUAGUAGUAUUCGGAUUUUUUUGAAUAAAUAAAUUAUCUCUCCACA